AUGUCCACUGCCACUGCCGUAUCCGCGAAGAGCGCCUAUCGCCAAGUGCUCCGCGCCACCCGUGUUGUUUUCCACAACGAUCUCCCUGUCCUCCUUGCUGCUCGUCAGGAGGCCCGCCAAAACUUUGAGAAGAAUCGCCGUCCGGCCGUCGACACUGGCAUGCAAAUCAAUCAUGCGAUCGAGGUUGCCAACAUCCUGCGCCACAACAUCGUACAAGGCUCCAGGGAGAAGGGCAACGAGGAAGCGAAGUGGGAACUCAACAUCCACGAACAGAUCGAACGCGGUGAUAACGACUCCAUUAAAGUUGGCGGACAGGAUGUGAAGAUCCACAAGGCUUGCUCCUCAUGA
Penicillium nucicola is the source of this 348-nucleotide messenger RNA. Its product is annotated as LYR motif-containing protein. Gene Ontology annotation, biological process: mitochondrial respiratory chain complex III assembly. The record is from RefSeq and is a predicted model, not a curated record. NCBI's taxonomy places the organism in Eukaryota, Fungi, Ascomycota, Eurotiomycetes, Eurotiales, Aspergillaceae. Bases 1 to 348 code for a protein of 115 amino acids. The transcript has 3 exons.